This is a messenger RNA of Dichotomopilus funicola, 621 nucleotides long. RefSeq names its product P-loop containing nucleoside triphosphate hydrolase protein. The transcript has a single exon. The coding region runs from base 1 to 621 and encodes 206 amino acids. Lineage: Eukaryota; Fungi; Ascomycota; Sordariomycetes; Sordariales; Chaetomiaceae. The record is from RefSeq and is a predicted model, not a curated record.
AUGGGCACCGUAAAGGACCCCGCGUCCGAUAACCCCCCAUCGCAGCCCCGCGUCUUCAUCCAAAUGUCCGGCGCCCCCGGUUCCGGCAAAAGUACGUUGGCCCGACUCCUCCGCCAGUCCCUCGGCGGCGUCGUCCUCGACCACGAUGUCCUCCGAUCGUCCCUCCUCGAAGACACCAACCUCACCUUCGACACCAUCGCCAAACAAGCCUACAACCUCCAAUGGGCCCUCGCCCGCGAUAUCGCCUCCCAAGGCUGCAACAUAAUCAUCGACAGCCCCUGUAAUUUCCAAGAAGGCCUCGACCAGGGCUCCGCCAUCGCCGAGGAACACGGCAUGGUGUACUGGUACGUUGAGUGUCGAGUCGCAGACCUGGACGUGUUAGACCAGCGGAUGCGCGCGCGGACACCGAUGAGGAGUCAGCGGACUGGUGUGGAGAGGCCGCCGGAGGCUGCGAGGGUUGAGAGGCAAGGUGAGGAUUCGCGGGCGCUUUUUAGGAGGCGGUUUGAGGCGCCGUGCCGGCCGUCGGGGGGGAAUGUGGCUGAGGUUGACUCGAUGGGGGAUGUGGAGGGGGUGAGGGAUCGGGUGCUGGAGCGGAUUUUGGGGGCUACGUCGGGGGUGUAG